ACAAGAAGAUCCUGGAACUCAUGUCCAACAUCAUCCAGCUGCUGACUGGAGAGGUUGCCAUAAGGACUCAUCAUGUUUCCAUCUAUUUUUCCUUGGACGAGUGGGACUAUAUAAAAGGAAACAAGGACCUUUAUGAGGAAGGGAUAAAAGAGUCGGCUCAGAAGCUCCACCCACUAGAAUAUGAAGAUCAGAGCAAUAUUACAGCUAAUCUGGAAUGUUAUAAUAAUAAGUCAAGCAAAACUGGGGCUGUUUGUUGUGCAGACGAAAACCUCACAAACCCUAAACCUUCUCCAAUUAAACAGCCCCAACCAAAAAAUGGUAUUAAAGAGGAAGCAAGUUCAUGUGAUUUGAUGUGCAUGUCUCAACCAAAAAUACAUAUCUUACAUGGAAGGACUGGCUGCUGUGAGCUGGAUGAAGCCAUUAGCAAGAACAAAGUUGUUGUUAAAGAUCAGAACUCUUCUAAGAAGGACAAGAAACCAUUAUCCUGUACCGAUUUUAGGAAAUGUUUUAAAAAAGGCUCCCAGGGUACUUUGCAUCACGGCAGACAAAGAGGGAAAAUGUUUUGCUGCUCAGAAUGUGGAAACUGUUUCUCGGAUCAGUCACAGCUUCAUUCUCACCAGAGAGUUCACAAGGGAGAAAGACCAUUUUUACGUUCCCAAAGUAGAAAACCUUUUAGGCAAAAGUCAAAUCUUCGUUUGCAUAAAAGAAUUCCCGCUGGAAAGAAGCAACUGUUUUGUGCUGAUUGUGGAAAACAUUUUAUGUUUCAUUCUCUUCUUGUUGCGCAUCAGAAGAUUCACACAGGGGAGAAGUCAUUUUCUUGUUCUGAAUGUGGCAGACGUUUCACGCAAAUCUCUGGCCUUAUUGUACAUCAGAGAAUUCACACCGGGGAGAAACCAUUUUCUUGCUCUGAAUGUGGCAGAAGUUUCACGCAAAUGUCCGGCCUCAAUGCCCAUAAAAGAAUUCACACCGGAGAGAAACCAUUUUCUUGUUCUGAAUGUGGCAGAUGUUUUACUCAAACCUCCGGCCUUAACGCUCAUAAAAGAACUCACACCGGGGAAAAACCCUUCUCUUGUGCUGAAUGUGGCAAGCGUUUUAUGCAAAUUUCAGGCCUAAAUGCCCACAAAAGUACUCACACGGGGGAAAAAACGUAUUGUUGCUCUGAGUGUGGCAAAUAUUUUGCACGACACACAACCCUUCUAGCACAUCAAAGAAUCCACAUGCGAUAGAAAUCAUAUAUUUUUAUAUAUAUGUGGAAAAAGCUUUGCACAGAGCUCCGACCUUAUGGUACAUUAGGGUUGCCACCUGGCAGAUAUUUUACCGGCCUGACCAGUAAAAAAGGUGGCUGAUCCCAAUGUUAUUAAUAAGGAAAAAUUAUAAAUAUAUAAGAAGGCCGGUAUUUUUUUCCAGAAAAGUUGGCAACCUUAUGGUACAUAGAAAUAUUAAAAGCGAAGGAAAGCCGUUUCACACUUCCAUGUUAGGCACGCCCAAGUGAUUAUAUUGACUUACCUAAAACCCCAGGCUGGUGCUCCUUUCAGCAGAAAACUGCACCGGCCUGGGGUUCUACCAGUGAGCACCACAGAGCGAUCCUCUUCUGUCUUCUUCUUUCUACUCGCGGCUGCGCAUCAGAGUGAAAAGCCGAACUUUUAACUAAAAAGUCGAUUUUUCAUUCUACUGCACAUGCGUCUGCCCCGGGAAAUUUGAAGAAAGAAGACAGAAGUCUCAAUUGUAUAACCCCGGGCCUAACAUUUGCCGUGAAAACGACUUUCCUUCUCCUUUAACCGGUAAAAGGUUUUAUAAUAGGUUAUAACACAGAAAUAUUAAACUUAUUCUACACAUUUAUUAUAUACAUAGAAUCUGUAAUUUUUUGAAAUCUAGAUGUUUAUAAAAAGUCUUGCAGCAUUUCAUCAGUUACACACAGGGGUGUCUCUGGCCCUCCUGCAGUGUGAGGAUGCCGCCUACUUCUACAGCUGUGAAAGAGCAGAGAGCACAUAUACAUCUUCAAUGCCAGCACUGCCCAACUUUUACAUGUGGUGGGCCAAUUAUUUCUCAUAUAGAAUGUUUGAGGGCCAUAGUCAGUUAAAAUGUUGAUGUCAUGCAGUAAAGUCUAUAGAGCCUUUGAGUAGACUGGGGGCCAUUAAAAUCACUUGGAGGGCCACAUCCAGCCCUUGGGCCUCCAGUUGGACAGCCCAGCUAAUACAACCUCAUUUUUGGUAUUAAAGAUACCAAACCAAGAUCAGCAAGGUACUCCCCUUGCCUCAUUACAGAAGCAGCCCUGGUCACAUACAUGACAACAAGUAAAAUAGGAGCACAAGGUUCCCACAGACUGCUGUUGAAUUGUUUUUUAUAAGCCCAACCCAAGAAUUCUUGAGAAGUCAAGUGACGGUACUUCCAUAAAUGAAAUACGAUGACUUGUCCCAUAAGUGGUAAAACAUAAUAAAUAUUGGUCUCCCAAAAAAACACUUUUUAAACUAAGAUCACUCUGCGAGAGAUUAUUGUCAAGUUUUUUAAGAUUCCCUCUCCCCCAUUACUAGCACAUUAAUGAAAACACUUGAAUGGGAAUACUGUAAUUACAAAGAUUACAUCGUUCCAUUUAUUUUUAAUCAUUUGGAAAAUAAAAUAUCUCAAAAUUA
Molecule: messenger RNA, 2630 nt
Organism: Xenopus laevis (African clawed frog)
Lineage: Eukaryota; Metazoa; Chordata; Amphibia; Anura; Pipidae
Product: oocyte zinc finger protein XlCOF6.1-like
Exons: 3
Coding region: 21-1226 (401 amino acids)
Source: RefSeq, a predicted model, not a curated record